AUGCAGUCGACACGCCCAGAAACCAGUCCCGUCAAGGCUGGCAGACGCGUGCUGGGUGAAAAGAACACCAACGCGUCGUUGACACCUGCUGCUGCAAAGAGACAUGCCGAUAAACAACAACACAAGCCCAUCACCGAUGCAAUCCCAUUCAAUCCGCUGAAGGAAACACGAAAGAACCGAGAAGUUUCGACGGAACCUCUCCACGCCGGACAAAAGCGAACAAUAGACCAAGUCACCGAUAGUGAGACCGAGGAUGUUGCACCGCGGAAAGCAAUCGUGACCUCUGCUCAGUCCGAGACUGAUCAGGACUUUCAAAUAUUCGACGACAACAACAGCAACGACAACAACACACGUCCCAUUUCCCCGUCAAGAGAGGUUUCUCCAACCGGUGUGACCGUAACACAAGCUUCCGAGAAAUUGAUACCAUCACAAAGAAACAAGUCCUUGUUAGAUGGAGAAACCGAAGAAACGUCAACAAGUAUAUCUGCCUCCAGCGUUCCCACGGAACCGGCGGCGCGUCGGAUAUUCAUCCAAGAAAAAGCCGCACUGGUCAGACAAAGACUCCAAUCUGCGAUGCACCGCGUCGGAAACAACAAUUCCCUCGACCGUGCUCUCUCCCAGUUUGAGGCAUCUAGCCGUCCGUUCGUGCCCCGCGGUAACACCAACACCACCGUGUCUCGAGCAAGCUCUUCCCCGUCAUUCAUCAUAGCUGCAGCUGCAAGCAAAUCAGCAUCACCGUCUCAGGAAUCCUCCCCAAAACAACAAAAACGCGUUCUUCUCCCCCCUCUCCCAAUCCAGCCUCACUCUCGACCGGUCCGUGCUUCGGCCCGAACGUCGAUUCCCUCACCAUUUUCGGAAUCUGCUAGCAUCACUGCCCCUCCUCAGGAGGAGGAAGAGGACAAAGAAGAGGGAAAGGAAGAAGAAGAAGAAAAUGACGACGAAGAUGAGGAAACCCCUAAAGCGCAAGCCGUAAACCAGCAAAGACCCGCGGCCAAUGUCGAGGAGAUGAAAGCUGCCCUAGACAAAGCAAACGCGUUGCAUAAACUCAAGGAGCUGGCACAAUCCUCGACAAAUGCCGAGCAAACGGUUGGGCGGUGA
Messenger RNA from Talaromyces rugulosus, 1098 nucleotides. RefSeq lists its product as uncharacterized. Bases 1 to 1098 code for a protein of 365 amino acids. The transcript is spliced from 3 exons. Lineage: Eukaryota; Fungi; Ascomycota; Eurotiomycetes; Eurotiales; Trichocomaceae. The record is from RefSeq and is a predicted model, not a curated record.